AAACACACAGUCAGUCAACUGUAGCUGUCCUCAACACAUCAGGCUGUUUCCUCCUCACUGCUGGGAGUACUGACUGUUUAAAUCAUCCUCAUCAAGAUUAACAGAAACUAAGAACAUAGAGGAAACUUUAAGUGCAGCUUGUUUCAAAAUAUCAACUGAUUUUACAUCAUAUGUUUCACUUUUUUAUCUUUAGCUCUGAAACCUGUCUGUUGUCAUGGUUCAGCAGUGAUGCCUGUCCGUUGCCGUGGUUACUGUACUGAGAGAGAGAAGUGAAACAGGAGAGCAGCUGAAGCAGCAGCCUCCUCUGCUGCAGCCAACAGGGUGGAGGUGAUUUUCUCUUUGCUUCAAUCAAACCAAAUCACUGUUUUUAUUCAUCCAAAAUGUGUCUUUAGUCUAUAUUACAAUUAUUAUUAUUCUUCCUACUUGUAUAGAUAAGAAGAAGAAGUUUAUUGUUUGAACUUUGGUCCAGAGCAGAGCCAUUAUAAAAGCUUUGUGUAGUCUGUGUUUAACAGUUUUAAAUCAUGUUCACACAGAUCAAAAGCUUUUACUGCCACCCAGUGGUUAAACUGUGCACUGCAGCCGACGAGGAGCCGCUUUUUACCUUUUUCUCCCGGAACCUUUGAUGACCUGACAUUGUUUCUCCCCGACGUCAUUUAGAGUGAGCGCUCGGUGGUUUUGUUUACUUUUCUCGUGUGAACCGGAGAACGGAUCAUUUAAUCAUUUUAAUGUCACAGCCUUCGUCUGUCACAAACAGUUCAGCUUCAUAAAUUCAUUCCAACAUGUCCGCGGACCCGCAGCUCUUCCCGCCGCGCUGCUCCCCGUCCUUCUCUCCCGGAGCCGGGGAGGGCUUCGGCGGCGUGGAGCCUCCCUCGCUCCCUCCGCUGUCAGAGAUGGAGACCCUGCGGAUGUUCGUGAACGAGCGGCUGACGGCGGCGGUGGACGACAUCCUGGAGCUGUUCGGGAGCGUAGCCCGGUACCGGGAGCAGAUAGACCGGCAGAUAGACCGGCAGCUGGACGGCCUGAGGUCCGAGGAGGGCAGGCGGAGCCGGGCAGCAGUGAUACACUCCCUGAAGCAUGUCUACCUUGCUUCCUCUGAGGUCCAAAACUUCCCCGACUUUGUGGCUGUUGUGUUUGUUGAUGGAAUUCAAACAGAUCACUAUGACAGCAACACCAAGAGCACAGUACCCACACAGGUCUGGAUGAACCGAGUCACAGCAGAUGAUCCAGAGUACUGGAAAAGGCAAACUUUGUACUGGGAAGGUCAAGAGCAGAUAGGAAGAGUCAACAUUGAGACUUUAAAAGGGCGCUUUAACCAGACUGGAGGCAUCCAUGUAAUCCAGGUGUUGAAUGGCUGUGAGUGGGAUGAUGAGACUGGAGAUGUCAGUGGCUUUGGUCUGAUUAGUUACGAUGGAGAAGACAUCUUAAUACUGGACAUGAAGGCACAGAGGUGGAUUGCUACAAAAGCAGAGCUUCUAAGAACUCAACAUAAGUGGAAUAAUGACAAAAGUUGGAUAGAGUUCAUGGAGCACCGUUUGACUCAGGAGUGCCCUGUGAGGCUGAAGAACAGUUUGGAUUACGGGAAGAGCUUUGUGCAGAGAACAGACCUUCCAUCAGUGUCUCUCCUCCAGAAGACUCCCGUGUCUCCAGUGACAUGCCAUGCCACAGGUUUCUACCCCGACAGAGCCAUGAUGUUUUGGAGCAGAGAUGGAGAGGAGCUUCACGAGCAUGUGGACCACAGUGAGAUCCUCCACAACCAUGACAGCACUUUCCAGAUGAGCGUGGAUCUCGAUCUUUCGCUGGUCAAACCUGAGGACUGGCCACGUCACGAGUGUGUUUUUCAGCUGUCUGGAGUUAAGGAUGACAUUAUCACCAAGCUGGACCCAGCUAUAAUCAAGACUAACUGGGUUGAGAAACCCAGUGUCACAGCACUCCCCAUCACUUUGCCUGCAGCGGCUGCAGUGGCUAUCAUCCUUGUGGCCACAGGAAUCAUUGUUUACAAAAAGAAAAAAGGCACAUAUGUGUCCACUGUUUGUGGAGACACCUGUUUCUCCAUGGGCCCAGCCAUGAACCCUUCAGACUCUCCUGACAACAGCACUGAGCUUUCUGAGAAACUGAAUCCACCUGAUUCCAUGCAAACCUCUUAGCACCCAGUUUGUAAAAAAGGACUGGAGUGAUAAUUGGUGACUUAUAACACUGCAUUGAGGGUGAGAUGUUUUUGGUUCAAGCAGGACAAAGGAGCUACUGAUGAUUUCGGUGUUUUGACACCACUUGCAUGGAUGUGUCAGAGUUUUACCCUUUUCAUUUUUGAGGGAAAUGGUGUCUUAUUUCUUUAAAUGAGGUGUAAUCAUCAAGGUAAAUAUUCCAAAUGUGAGAAAGUAGUUGCCGUUCAAAUAAAUGUAGGGUUUUGUUUUUCUUCUAAAUUUUAAUCUUAAUUUAUGUGAUCCCCCAAUAUUCCACAUAAAUAAACACACUCAAAUGUACUAACACACAUUUACAAACGUGCACAAGCCAAGGUACAGUUGGAAAUGAACACAAACACUGUGCUUGUUUUCCACCAAACAUUUAUAUUAUUUUUCCUGUUAUGUAAAUAUUCUCAUAUAUUUCUAUAAAACAAAGUUUAGUAAAAGCUGCAUGUUGUGUUGUCAAACCAAACUUUAGCCAAGUGUAGUUAGUAUAUUUUAUGUUUUGAUAGCCUACUUGUAAAAAAAUGACCUAAGGCUAAUUUAAAAGUAUGUUUUCUUUGACAUUAAUGAAUGUUAAUUAAAUGCAAUACAGUCCAACUGCAUUUGUAGAAAUUCAACCUGAAAGCUAAUUAAACUAAACCAAGUACUAUAAAGACUUAAAAAGUUUUCACAUUUGCACUAAAGUUGUUUACAUAUACAUUCUCCUUUUUUAGUGUGAUGGUGGUUGUAUAACUGCUGUGUGUCUGAAAAACUUUGUUUUAAACCUCAUCUCGAGACGAGCUACUGGCGUCUCAAACCAUGAAUCAUGAACAGAGACAGAGAAACAGUCCUGUCAAAAAGAAGAGCAAUUGUUAAAUCUCACCAGCAUCAUCCUUUUUAUUCCUUUAAUGCAUUGAAUUUUGUUUUGGGUUUUUUUUUUGUGUGUAUGUGUGUUAUUAUUUGUGGAAAUAAAUAAAUGGAAAUGUAUACCAAGUAGCAGAUACUGAAAAAUGAUUGAAACUGUACUUGAAGUACUGAGAGUUAUUUGUGCAGUUUAGUGUUUUUCAAUAAAAGCUUUAUUAAGUAUUAUUAAGUAUUAUCAAUAAAGGUAUAAAAAUAAAAUUGCAUAUUCAAAGA
This is a messenger RNA of Lates calcarifer (barramundi perch), 3299 nucleotides long. RefSeq names its product major histocompatibility complex class I-related gene protein. The coding region runs from base 780 to 2144 and encodes 454 amino acids. The transcript is spliced from 9 exons. Lineage: Eukaryota; Metazoa; Chordata; Actinopteri; Centropomidae. The record is from RefSeq and is a predicted model, not a curated record. Gene Ontology annotation, biological process: immune response. Gene Ontology annotation, cellular component: external side of plasma membrane.